Xenopus tropicalis (tropical clawed frog) is the source of this 5858-nucleotide messenger RNA. RefSeq names its product NLR family CARD domain containing 5 (gene nlrc5). The transcript has 48 exons. The record is from RefSeq and is a predicted model, not a curated record. The coding region runs from base 437 to 5857 and encodes 1806 amino acids. NCBI's taxonomy places the organism in Eukaryota, Metazoa, Chordata, Amphibia, Anura, Pipidae.
ACCUGAAUAUGACUUUUAGAGGCACCCUCCUGAGCCCGUCACAUUAACCACUACCAUAGGGGAAAACUGCACAAUUAGGAAGCUAUUAAUGGCAGACUGUAACUUGUGCCUUGGAUCUCAGCUCAGUACCUGGCCGUCAGAAUAUAAGCAGGAUCGGCAGCGCUCAUUAUUUAAUGUUUUGGUUGCCUGCCAGCUCACAUGGUUUCUCCUAACGCAGAAUUUCUUUCACUUUCGUUUUCCUGCAAACACUGUGAUGGAUCUGAGGAGAAGUUCUCCAUUGGGAAUUUUCCAAUCAGUGACCCAGAUGAAAAAAAAGAUCCUUCCAGGAAAUGCACCAAUCAGAGAGCAGUCUGCACCAAUUGCUGGCAGCUACCACUGGUUUACAGAAUAAAAAAGCCUUUCAGCUUUGUCAGAAUUUAAAAGGACAACAUUUAGAAUGUAUAAAAUGGAGGGAGCGGAAUUUCAUGAUGUCAUAGCUAAUUUUUUGCCCAGGUUGGAGGAUUAUUUUUGCAGUGAUUUGGCCUAUUUUCUGCAAAAAAUAGAUGUUUUUCUACCCAAUGUUGAUUUUAGCCACAUUAUUCAGUUACCGGAUAUCAAAAUGAAAGUAUCCUCACUUCUCCGUGAAUUGUUGGUGAGGCACACCGAGAGUUUAAAGAACAUUAUACAGAGUGUUUGCAUGGAUGGUGUCCUACCAAUGGACCUGGAGGUAGAACUAAUAAGCAUGAUAGGGGAAGGUAAUCUAAAUUCCACAUCUUCAUUUGAGCAGAAUAAGAGAGGGGAAGAAGAGACUACUGAUUGUUGGCUUUCCAGUGAAAUUGCAGGAAUUAAACGACAGAAAAUAGAUUUAAUUGGAAGAUUCAAAGAGAAAAUAACCAAUUCUUUGUUACAGAAGUAUCAUUUCAAAUCUAAGGAAGAAUCCAGUCAAGAUGUUAGGCAGAUGUUUGUUGAGCCAUUAAUCCAUAAAGAUGACAGGACUCUAAAAGAAAAGCUGAAAGCUAAAAGUGACUCAGGGGUACCUUCUGGCACAGAAGAAAUUACUGAUAGUAUGAAAAUACUGAAUCUGUUUGAAAAGCACAGUACCUUGGAAACACAUACUGUUUUACUUGUGGGGAUGCCAGGUACUGGUAAAACCAUGCUAACACGACGGAUCUGCUAUGAAUGGGCAACGAGGGAACUCAGUCAAUUUACAUUAACAUUUCUUUUUGAAUUUCGACAGCUAAACUUAAUACAUAGAUAUGUGACUCUUAAAGAACUUUUGUUCAAUUUGUUCCUCAAACCUGAUGGAAAUCCAGAGGAAGUGUAUCAAUAUAUCAUUGAAAAUCCACAACAUAUCCUUAUCAUGUUUGAUGGGCUUGAUGAAUUUAUUGGCCAGAUUUCACAUGAUCCUCCUCAAGUAAACCCUGAAGCUGAUAAGCCAGUGUCCAUCUCAGAGCUAUUCACUUGUCUCUUACAUGGUGUGAUUUUAUCUGGGUGCACUGUUGUGGUCACCUGCAGGUCAAAAAUAUUAAACAACAUCCCCCUGAAAACCAUUGACCUUGUUGCGGAAGUUUUAGGGUUUAAUCAGGGAAGAGUUGAGAAAUAUGUAAAAUUAUUCUUCUGCAAUGAUUAUCUUAGGGAGAAAGUUUUAUUACAUUUAAGAGAAAACACUAAACUCAUGCACAUGUGCUUUGUACCAGCGUUAUGCCAUAUAGUAUGCAUUUGUUUGGAAUAUUUACUACAAGCUCCUUCGAGUGCACAACUUCCUCAAACAAUAACACAGUUUUAUGUGGUAAUGCUGAAUAUUUUUAUUGCAAAAGAGCAAAAAUCUUCCAAAACAGAAAAAGCUCUGCUCAAGAAAUUUAAGCCAUUGAUCACCGAAUUAUGUGAUCUUGCCCUUAAAGGACUUGAUGAAAAAAAGACAGUGUUUUAUGUUGAGGAUAUUUCAAAAGGCUUGCAGGGUUUUGCCCCCUGCCACGGCCUACUUUCUGUUUUUGAUGUUAAGAACAUUGACAGCAGCAACGAUACCGGGUACUCCUUUAUUCAUCUAAGCUCGCAAGAGUUUUUUGCUGCUUUAUACCUAAUGAUAAGCCGCACAGUGACAGAGGCUGCACUUAAUAAAAAACUCUCUCUUAAGUCAAAGUGGAAUUUGAAGUCUAAAACAAAAAAUGAAAUCACAGAAAACUUCCAUAUAUUUUUGUCUGGGUUGUCAUCCAAAGAAUGCCAGUCAUUUCUGUACGACUUAGCGGAACAGAGCGAGGCGUUUGUUCAAAAGAAACAGCAAACUAUCAUUGAAUGUCUUGUAAAGCUGGCAGAGACCCAACUUACAGGGCCAAAGCUUAUUGAACUAUGUCACUGUACAUAUGAAACACAAGAUCUGGAUCUUGCCCGACGUAUUGGGGAACACCUUAAGUCAAAGUAUGAACUGAGAAACUUCAGGAUAGCACCAGUGGAUAUGACAGCUUUAAGUUUUAUUGUCAACCAUGGAACGUGCUUGGUUUGUUUGGAUUUUGCAGGGUGCCCAAUGGAGUUGGAUUGCUUAGAUGUUCUUGGCAAAUGCAAAAAUUUAAAUAGUUUAAGUUUCAGAAACAAAAAAUAUGGAGAUUCAUUUGCUCAAGCACUUUCCAAAAACAUAGCUGGCAUGAAAACCUUACAAAACCUCAGAUUGAUUGCUGGACGGCUUACAGCUGUGGGGGCUGCUUCGCUUAUUCAGUCAUUCCUCGAUUGUCCAGAACUUAAAGAGAUCAGUUUGCAAGAUAACCGCCUAAAGACAGAAGAUAUGAAUAUGUUUCUUGAAUUAUUUUUUAAGAUGAAACAGUUAAAAAAACUUGACUUGAGUAAAAAUGAUAUUAAUGUCAGUGGUGUGCUUGCUUUGGCAAAGGUAGCUGCAAAGUGCCACAACAUCACAGAUAUUAACAUAAGGUGUGAUAAUUCUACAGCCAUCUUUUUAUCAGAAAGUACCCUACCAUCAAGUAGGCCUGCACUGUCUGAAGACACACUAAGAAAGAAGAAAAUAAGCCUUACACACUGUGACCUGACUUCAUCUGACAUACAGCAUGUUGUACAGAUUCUCCAAGACCUCUCACAGAUCUCAGAUAUCAAUUUAUCAGAUAAUCCUCUUGGAGACGUUGGCUGUAUGGAGCUAGUUAACAGCUUACCAGGAAUAGAGAUUUCUGGCCAGUUGAGUCUUCACAGGACCAAGUUAUCUGUUGAAGGCCUGUGUUACCUGGUCAGCUCUAUGGUCUCUUGUCCAAGAGUAGAAAAAGUGGACAUCAGGUUUCUACAGCAGACUGCAGACAUUCAUUUCCUACCACAGUGUGCUACAGAACACAGAGAGAUCAGGAUAAUUGGCAGUCGACAUCUUGAUAAAGUUUUUGAGAAACUUUGCUCUAUAUUCCAAAAGUGCAGCCAUUUAACAAGCCUGGACUUGUCUGAAAACAACUUGGAAAAUUCUGGGAUCAAGCGCAUAACAGAGGUUCUCCCUGAUCUAAAAAGUCUGCGUUUUCUUAAUUUGAAUGGAAAUAAAAUCUCCAUGGAUGGAGUGAUUUACCUUGUGAAGUCUUUUAAUUCCAUAGACAACAUGACAGAUGUUUCAAUUAGUUUUGUGGGAACCCAGAAAGUGGAAGUUACUUUUCAGGAUAAGGAGAGUCAUAAAAGCCUCAUGACUUCUGCUAAAGGAGCAGCUGAAUUGCCUGAGUUGUCCAAAACAUUCAGCCUCACAGAAUGUCGCAUAACUGUCCAGAUGUUGAAGAAGCUUUUUCGUGCUCUAGAACCAUGCAUAGAGCUCACCAAGAUCAACCUGUCCAACAAUUCAUUAAGUUACCAGAUGAUUGAAAACCUUCUCACAUACUUGCCAGUGUUCCCCAAUCUGACACUUCUAAACAUCAGUAAUAAUGACCUGUCUCCAAACUCUGUUUUACUGCUGGUUAAUUCAGUAAAUCUUUGUAACCGAAUUAAAGAAGUUGAUAUCAGGUCCUCAGAAAACAUGUGCUUGCAUUUAGAGAAACAACAUAAAGCCAAUGAAGUCAUCUACAGGUUGACCAACUGUAAAAUUGGCAGGAAUGACUUUGAAGGGCUUAUGAAAGUAUUCAGAAGGAUUGAGAACUUGACUGAAGUGAACAUGCGAAUUAAUAAUAUCAUGGAAGAAGGAAUCCUUGAGAUGCUUAUCUUUCUGAUCAAUUUCAGGACUGUUACUAAAAUUGAUGCCUGUUCACAGCCAAAAGAUGCAGUCCACCUCAUGUUUGCCCCUGAUAAGGACUUACCGAAGAAAAUGAGGUUAGCAGAGUUCAGUUUUCAAGCCGAUCACCUUCGGAAAAUCUGUUAUUUACUUGAAGGGUUCAGCAAUCUCACACAAUUCAUAUCAAAGAACAUCAACAUUAACCUUGAUGUCCUGGGGGACUUCCUAGGAGUCCUUGCAAGAAAGUCCCAUGAUUUUAUCAUAAGUAUUGAUGAACAGUGGGUGAGAGGACAGAAUGUUAUUUCACUGAUAGAUAAAAUUACUAAGAUGUGUGCCAAUGUUGGAGCAAUUCACAUAUGCAUAAACAAAGUGAAAAUAGAGUUAAAAGGAAGUGGAAACUACCAGAGAAGUUCUGUUACAUGUUUUAAAGAGCUGGUGUCAGUAAGGCUUAAUCACUGUGAACUGGAAAAACAACAUGUCCCACUCCUCAGUUCAAUAAUAAUGCAAUGUACAAACCUCUUGGAACUGGAUUUCUCACAUAACCGUAUGGGGGAUGAAGGGAUCCAUAUAUUUUCUGAUUUGCUGGUUUCACUUCCCCUACUGAAUACUAUUUUGUUAGAAUCUGUAAGUAUGUCAUAUGUUGGCAUAUUCUACAUUACUGAAAGUCUAAGGAACUGCAGAUCUCUUCAUAGUAUCAAUUUAUCAGGAAAUAAUAUUGGGGAGGAGGGGGCAAUUGCUUUGGCAAAUCUGCUGCCUGAGAAAAGGAAUCUCCGCUUCAUAAACGUCUCACAUUGUUUUUCUGUAACUUGUGAUGGAGGACGUCGAUUUAUCCAGGAACUUACAAAAUGCCCCGCAGUACAAGAGAUAUAUUUAGAUUCGGUGGAACUUGAUCAUACAUCUCUUCUGAUGUUAUUUCAAGGCAUGCUACAAAUGCCUUUAUUGCAAAUAUUGAGUUUAAGCUGCAGUCCCAUUAAGGAUGUCGGAGCUGAAAUACUUUCUGCAGUUUUACCCAGCAUGAAGAACUUAAGAGAAAUCAACCUUUCUCAGACCAAGAUUGGCCCUUUGGGAGCAUUAACAGUUGCAAAAGCGCUAGGAAGCUGUGGGUCUGUGGAAAAAUUACUUUUAGCAGAAAAUAAGUUUGAAAAUGAAGCUGCAGAUCAGCUAGCAGUGGCGUUACCAGUGAUGCGCUCUCUAAAGGUCCUGAACGUGCAGUCCUGCAGUCUGGGAGCAAAUGAAAGCAGUGCAUUCUUGACGGCUUUGGUAUCUUGCCAGCAGAUAGAAGACAUUUGUCUCUCAGGAAACAUAUUUGGGGAAACAUGUCUACUGGAGUUUGCCAAAAGACUUCAACAUUUUACCCAACUUAGGAAGAUUAACUUGAAGUUUUGUAAAAUAUCCGACAGCGUUUCCAGAUCCCUGGCGGUUGGCUUUGGAGGCUGUAAAAACCUUGAAGAAAUCAUAUUAUCAUGGAACAGCAUUGGUGAUAGUGGAUCGUUUGCCCUGGCCCAGGCUUUAAAAGGAAUGAGAAAACUAAAGAAGUUGGAUCUAGAGAGAAACCAGAUUACUGAACAAGGGGCCGAGGCAAUAGCUCAAGUUCUGAGCGGCUGUACUGGGAUAAAAGUAAUCUGUUUAUGGAGCAAUCAAAUUCCAAAGACCAUUGAAGAGAAACUACAUAAUGAAGAUUCAAGACUAAAUUUCUCUUUUUGAA